UCCUCCUCUAAACACAGUUCCCAUUUGCGAAGCAUCAUCCUCUUCUUCUUCAAGCUAUUCUUCCUACUCCAACGGCGAUGGUCGACUCCCCUUUUACUUCUCUCCUUCAAGCCUGUUAAGAUCUCGUUCUCGAAGAUGGUUAGGAAUGAAUCGAGAACCUCGCGCGAAGAAUGGUGAUGUAAGGUAGAGCAAUCGCGCCCUGUGAAGACGAUGACUGAAGCUCGUGUGUGGCUCGACACCUUUGAUUCUGGGUUGGGACGGAGAAAUAUCUAUGGUGGCGAAGAAGAACGUGGGAAGGCCGGGGGAGAUAUUGGAGGAGGUGGCGGCAGCAAGUUCUGGGUUUUGGGUUCUUGCUCCUUGCUUUCUAAUUUGGGAAUUCGAUUGUUGGGUUUCAUUUGUUCAGUUUUGAUUUCCUUCUCCCUCUCGAUCUUCGUCUUCGAUUUCCUGAUUGUUGCAGAGCGAAAGCGUUGCAUUUGGAUCUCCCUCUCCCUCUCGAACUUUGCCUUCGAUUUCCUGAUUAUUGAAUCUGGAAUUAUUGUUUUAAUGAUGGGAUUUCUGUGACGCCGGCGACCUUGAUUCUCUCACGGAUCAAGCUCCUAUUCGUAUUUCGAGGUCAUUUCGGAGCCGAGAAGGAACGUGCACCUGGCCGUAUGUGAUUAUUGAGGAAGGAGACAGAGCAAGGAAAUUCGGGUUCGAGAAAAGCAGCUAGCACUUGGGUUCGAGUUUGUCUGACCUUAUACAAGUAACUUGAGGUUUGGGUCCAAGCAGAUAGACGUAACAUUUUCAUUACCCUCUUUAUUUAUCUGUUCGAAGCUUGCUCGAGUGUCUCUGUUUUGGUGUUCUCAUAUUACGUUGAGAUGUACUGAUGUUUAAAGAUUGGUUUUUAGAUAUCUUGUGUGGAGUUAAAAGCCAUAGAAACCAUACUAUCAGGAAGCUUUGAAGGCUUGUAUGAAUCUUGGAUUUUUGCUGAUUCUCCUUAUCCUAGUUGUGAUAAGCUGAGAUCUGUUUUCCUUGCUUAUGAUUGAUACCUAGAGGGUAAUAUUUCGGUUUUGAUUUGCGUUUUCAAAAUCUUAUAUCGUAUUUUCUUUAUUUUGUUAGGUAAAACUUCUCUUUCUUAUAUAUUUCCCAGUAAACAUUGACUUCUGACUUGCCAUUAUGAAUAUCAGGAGGCCACGAUCAAGAGCUCAAGCACAAAGUAGUAUGAUUCUAUGGCUUUUAACUCCGUAUCAAGCUUGCUUUAGUGUCUCUAUUCUAGGGAUGGUUAUUUUUUGAACUUUUCUUCAGUGUUUUGUUUCGAAUUAUUGUUGGUUAUGUCUCUUCUUUACGGUUUUAAAUGGGCAAUGAAUUUGUGUGAUUUGUAUGGCAGAAAACUUGAUCUGUACAAGUGGGAAAACUUGAUUAUUGAGAAUAUUGUAUUUUGGUAGUAAUUAUGAGUAAAGAAAAGGAACUUGGACUGUGGCUGGAGAAAGAGACCAGAUUGCACAUUAUAGUCUGAACAAUUAAUCGUAUUAAUUUUUAGUAUUAAUGUAUAUUGAACUAUUCAUAUAAAUUUUGUCCAAUAUAUCAAACUUUACAUUUUUUUAUUCUCAUUAUUUGACAUAUCAAAUUUUAUGUCCAUAGUAUUAAUGAAUAUUGAACUAUUUAUAGACUGGACUUAGAAAAAGUUAUGAAGUGUCAAAUUUGUAUUUCCUACCAUGAUUUUGGGGAAGAGAUGAUCCAAGCAAGCUUAUGGGGAAGGAAGGAUUUCUGAGUUCAAGGAAUGAUUUGUAGGAACAGAGUGGUGCGGUGAGGGAGCAGGAUUUAAUGUGAAUUAGGGAGUCGAAUUGUGAGUGUGUGUGUGUGUGAGAGAGAGAGAGAGAGAGAGAGAGAGAGAGGAUAACUGAGAGACAAGAAUUUGAAUUGAGAGAGAAGAAGAAAGGGCAGAACUUGGUAGAGGGCAAAUUAAGCAAGAACUGAUUAGGUUUCCCUUCUUUAGAAACCAAUUUAUUUAGUUAAAUAAACAAAAAGGUCCAUGUGAGCAAGGAUUUUCGUUUGACUCUUUUUUACUUAAUUUCUCAAGGAAAGGUUUGCGGAUUUCAUGGCUUUGAGAAAGAAUCUUUGGCAGACUGUUCUAUAUAGAGAAUUCGAUGGGUGCCUUGUGUACCUCGUCGGCUCUAUAUUACUAAGGUCAACCUAAAGAAGCUCCGACCCAUGAUUCACCAGAGAAUAGAAAAACGGGCCAAUGAAUAUCCAGUUCGUGCCAUGGUUCUGGUUGCACUGGAGGUCCUCAAGGCCAGGAACGUUCUCAUCCAAGGCGUUUCUACCCUUCUCAAGUCCUUUCCUGUCAUGGCUUGCAAAUUCUGUCCAGAGUUAUUUAUUGGUGAGAAGGGACAUUUAAUUCGGACUUGCCAUGGCUACAAGCAUCGUGCCAAGAACCGGUGUCAUGAAUGGGUUGCAGGUGGUUUGAAUGAUAUACUCGUUCCAGUUGAAACGUAUCACCUAAACAAUAUGUUCCAAGGUGUUAUUGAGCACAACCAAAGGUUUGACUUUGAUCGCAUUCCUGCUGUUGUUGAACUAUGCUGGCAGGCCGGGGCUGACCCUUACAGUGAUAUUGCCAGCGGCAGUUUCCGAGGAAGCGAGUUGUUGUCACCAAAUGAUCUUACCUUAGUAGCAAAUAGAACAUUAACAGCUUGGGAGACUCUUAGGUCUGGGGUGCAGAAGUUGCUGUUUGUUUAUCCGGCAAAAGUCUGUAAAUAUUGUUCAGAGGUUCAUGUGGGGCCAUCUGGCCAUAAAGCUAGGCUUUGUGGUGUGUUCAAGUAUGAGAGCUGGCGAGGAGCUCACUUUUGGACAAAAGCAGAGGUGGAUGAUCUCAUACCUCCAAAGAUUGUAUGGAGACGGAGACCUCAAGAUCCUCCUGUACUUGUGGAUGAAAGGAAAGGUUACUAUGGGCGUGUACCAGCUAUUUUGGAUUUAUGCGUAAAAGCUGGUGCCCUUGUGCCUGCAAAGUACAAUAGUAUGAUGAAAGCGCAAGGUUUAUCUGGCCCUGCCUUUUCUUGAUUAGGAUGAAAUAUGGCAAAUGGCAUGAAAACUGAUGCUUAAAAAUCUUUGAGGCCAAUAGUGCGUGGGUUGAAUUGUGAGCCUGAUUUAGUUUUGGGCCGUUGUAAUAUCCUUAUAAUCAUGAUAUUUAAAAUAAUAUAUUUAGUUAUUUUUAUUA
Prosopis cineraria is the source of this 3193-nucleotide messenger RNA. Its product is annotated as APO protein 4, mitochondrial-like. NCBI's taxonomy places the organism in Eukaryota, Viridiplantae, Streptophyta, Magnoliopsida, Fabales, Fabaceae. Gene Ontology annotation, molecular function: RNA binding. Bases 2191 to 3036 code for a protein of 281 amino acids. The transcript has 4 exons. The record is from RefSeq and is a predicted model, not a curated record.